Closterium sp. Yama58-4 is the source of this 9195-nucleotide messenger RNA. The record is from the annotation of a GenBank genome assembly. NCBI's taxonomy places the organism in Eukaryota, Viridiplantae, Streptophyta, Zygnematophyceae, Desmidiales, Closteriaceae.
AUGAAGAAGAUGCUCUGCUGCUUUCUUGCUACCCAGAAUUUUGACAAGAGGCCGCUUCGGGUCACUCUCUCGCGCAUCAUGCUGUGUCUGUGGCACCACCAAAGCAGCCUCUUGCUGCGCCCCCAUUACCCUGUCCCCCUGCCCCUGGCGUCCCCUGCUCCCCGUGCUCCCCUUCCCCCUCUGCACAAGGUACAAUACAAGUCACUCUCUCGCGCAUCAUGCUGUCCCUGUGGCACCCGAAGCGGCCUCUUGCUGCGCCCUCAUUACCCCUGCGCCCCCUGGCGUCUCCUGCUCCCCGUGCUCCCCGUCUUUGCCCCACUCCUCCCCCUGCAUCAGGUGCAAGUCACCCUACCGCGCAUCAUGCUGCGUCUGUGGCACCACCGCUGCGGCCUCUUGCUGCGCAGCAGCUGCGGCCCCAUCACCCUCUCCUCCACGCUCUCCCGCCCGGCUCCUGACCUUUCAGUCAUCGAGGCCGAUUUUAGUAUCGGCAUUGUGGAGAUCUUAAAGAGUGCGGAGGGCAGUGUGCUGUCAGUCACACGAGUAUCUUCAUCAGCUUGCCUCUCCUUCCCGCACUAUUUAGCCCUGCCCAUGUUCCUUGCUGUCUUCUUGUGCUCCUCCCAUCAUCCGUUUCCCUCAACCCCGUUCCCCACUGUCUCCCCCCUCUCUCAGACGGCUGAGGCAGUGCGGGCAGAGGUGGAGGUGACCUAUCAGCCGUGGGUGCCCCUUCCCUCACUUCCCUUUAUCACCACUUCCAACCUCCCUGCACCUCCGUUCUUCCCCAGUCUCCCCCUCUCUCACACGGCAGAGGCUGUGCGGGCAGAGGUGGACGUGACUCUCUCAGCCGUGGACUGGCGGGUGUUCCCAGCCACUCUCGUCCCGUGUGUCCCUCUCCUUCACUUCCCCUUUUCACCACUUCCAACCGCUCUGCACCCCCCUUACGCUCUCUCCCCUCAGACGGCAGAGGCAGUGCGGGCAGAGGUAGAUGUUACCCUCUCAGCCGUGGACUGGCGGGUGUUCCCUGCCACUCUCGCCCCGGCCUCUGCUGCUAAGUUCCACCUCUUUCUCUCCAAAUCCACUGGAAACCCUGCUGCUGCUGCUGCUGCUGCUGCUGCUGCUGCUGCGCACGCCUCUGCUUCGACCCCGAUGGGCCCUGUUUCGCCUGGUUCUGCUGGUGCUGGUGCUGGUGGGAAGGCAGCGUGGGGCAGAAGCAAGGGGGGGCGGCACUCGUUUCUGAGCCGGUCGGGGAGUGUUCUGGGCGUGGGGGCGAGGGGCGGAGGGGGGAUUGGAGGAGCGGGGGGGGUAGGGAGAGAUGGAGCAGCAGCAGCGGGCAGCAGUCCUGGGGUUUCCAGGACUAGCAGCAGGGCAGAAGCAGCAACCAAAGUUAGUGUUGGCAUCCUAGACGAUUCUCUUCUGGAGCUGGAAUGCCCGUGCACGGUGGUAGAAGCAGACGUGCUGGACCCGAAGAAAGUGCAUUUCGGGGAUGAGCUGGGAGAGCGAGUGUUCCACCUCACCCCUGAGGGGGACCUUCGGGUGGCGAGGGUUAGGAGGUUUGAGUGGGAGGGGGUUGAGCAUGUCUCUGUGGUGUGUGCGUUGCGGGUGGAGUUGCCUUCGGUGUCAGUGGGGGGGAAAACAUUGGGGAAGCAGUUGCAGGUGGGGGUGGAAGGGGCGAGAGUGGUGUAUGUGGAGAAAGGGGAGGUGGGGGAGGUGGGGAGUGGGGUGCGGAGUGGUGGUCCUGGGUUGGGAAAAGGGGGUUUGGAAGGGAAGGGAGGGGAAGAGAAGAGAGUGGGGAGGGAAGGUGGGAGGAGGCAGGAUGGGGUGAUAGCAGAGGUUGUGGUGUGCCAGUUACAAAUGGCACACGUGUUGCUUCGGAAGGGGCUGCUAGGUCCGGACGGAGGUCCGGCACCGGACCGGGUGGUCGUUACCGCAGCUGGGCUGGAGGCUCGGUGGGAGCCGGACGUGCAGGUUCUGGUGGUGGAGGUAGGGGAGGAGGUGAAGGAGUUGACGGGUCGGAGAAAGGCUGUGAUAGAGCAAUGGCGGGCGAUGGCAGAGAGAGAAGGGGAGGCGGAGCAGGCACGGGUGAAUCAGCAACAGGCACAGCAGAAGGCAGAGCAGAAGGCAGAGCAGGAGACGCAGCAGCGGGUGCAGGAGCAGAAGGGAGGGAAGGGAGAGGGAGGGGGUGGUGCAGGGAAGCUUGUCACAUCAGGUGGUAGUCUUGAUGCGAGUCUGCUCGGGAGAGAAGGUGGGACUCAGCUAGGUGCGUCAGCUGCAGCAGCAGCAGGAGGCACCAGCAGCAGCAGCACCACGCCCAGGGCCAGCAGUAACAGCAUGGGAGCAUCGCUGCCACCGAUGGCACCCAGUGCCAGUGGUGAGGGCAGGCGCUCCUUUGGAGUUGCCAAGUCCGCCGGUGCUGCGGUUGCGAUCGAGGGUGGUUCUGGGGGUGGUAUCUGGCGCAGGAACAGCGACAGCUGCGUCGGUGGCGCAGGGGCAUCGCCAUCACCAUCGGAUACCGCUGCUGCUGCAGCAGCAGGAGCAGCAGCAGCAGGAGCAGCAGCAGCAGCGGUUGCUGGCGAUUCCGCAGCCCCGGCGAACCCGAGCAAGCCCGUGAAGGCGAAGAAGCCGAAGCCGGUGGUGGCAGUGGAUGUGACGGGGGUGGUGGUGACGGUGGGGAUAGGCGACGAGACAGACAUGCGUGUAGAGGCGAAGGGAUUAUUCUCAGAGGACGCUGCCAUGGGGGCGCUUCUGGAGGGGCUGGCGUUGCGCAUCAAUGGAGCUGCCAUGCUCUUCAGCGAGUCAUUCCAGGUCUCGCGCGUGCCCAGUGCAACGCCAGUGGUGGUUGCACCUCCCACCGCUCCCCCACCACAGCCAGGGGAGAGCACACCUACAGUGUGGGAUUAUGUGAUUCAAGCGAGCUCAUCGCGCUUCAUCCUGCCGUUCCAGUUUGAGGUGCGGGCAGUGGAGGACAGUGCAGAGGACAUGAUGCGCGUGCUCAAGGCCGUCACCGCCGCCCAGAAGAUGGCCCGCCAGGCAAGGCGCUUAAGCGCUGCUAGCCUGUGGUUUGCGUUUGCAGAGCUGGCUCUGAUACCAAUCGAGCACGGGCGGCAAGGCAUGGUGGCGAAGAUUCGCGAGCUAGACACGGUUCCUGCGUCGGACAAGGUACCCAUUGCCAGGAUGUACGGGCGAGCAUUGGAGCUUUCGUGUGUGGGGCUGAAGUUUUCCCUGAGGGAUUUCCCUCUGCCGCUGUUUGCGGCUGCUUCCGCGAAGCUUCGUGGGACGGCGAUCAUGGCGGCGCAGGCCACAGUGUACCAGCCGCAGCAGAAGUCCGACGUGUUUCUGGGAAGGUUCCGCCGGGUGACAGUGCUGCGAACGGCCAGCGGAGCAACGCCUCCGUUGAAAUUCUACUAUGAGGCCGAGGCGGAGUUUGAAUCGGCUGAUCUGUCGUACGGGGUGGGGUACGAGCCGAUGCUGUUUGCCGAUGUGAGUUACGCGGUAACGUGUGCAGUGAGGAAGGGCCAGCCGACGACGAGGCAGGCGAAGGUGAUUGCGGCGGCGGCUGCGGCGGCAGCAGCGGCUGGGAAGCCGUACCCUCCGGUGCAAAACACCCUGUCUGUGCCUGCUCUUGCGGCUGCUGCAGACCCUGCUGCCGCCCCUCCGGUCUGGCCGCCGGUGGAAAGGAGCUUGCCGUGGUGGGACAUUAUGCGGUAUUACAUGCACGGGCAUGCGCAGUUCGUGGCUCUGGACUAUCAGGUGUUUGUUCAGGCGACUGUGGAUCCGUACGAGCAAAACGACAUGCUCACGCUGGUGGGGUCCCGGCUGGUGUUUUCCCAGAAGAAGGGGCAAAUGUUUGUGCGAGGGGAGGAUCUAGAGGCGCACAUGUCGAGCGUUCCGGAGGAUCCGUUAAGGAAGGCAGAUGCGUGGACGCCGGUGCUGGAGCUGGAUAUUAGGAUAGACUGGGAGGUGGAGGGGAAUGGGGACGCGUGCGCGCAUUACCUGCACGCGCUGCCGACGGAACCGGGCAUGAGAACGGUUCUGUACGAUCCGUUCCGGUCUGUGGGGAUGAAUUUCCGGUGGGACUGGCGGUUUUUGUCCAAGGAGCAGGCGAGUGUGAUUCAUAGUAAAGGGGAGAAGAAAGGGAAGAGCAGUGCGGAUGCUGGUGGGGCUGCCUCCUCCUCCUCCCACCGCUUCCCCGAGGACGAAGAUUUCUUCUCGGGCAGCUCAACUGCCCACCGGUCAAGCAGCGGCGGGUCGUUCUCGUCCGUUGGAUUCGAAAACGGCAGCGCAUCCCAGCCUGGUGAUUGGCCGCGAGGAGCAGUAGGAGGAGGAGAUUCAGGGGCGGGGCUGGGUGCAAGCGGGCAUGGGCACUCGCUGAGACACAGAAGAACUUCAUCGGGAGGAGGAAUCGGAGGAAGCGGAGGGAUGGGAGGAAGCGGAGGGUUGGGAGGAGGGUUUGAGGUUGCUGGUGGGGGGGGAGUGCGCCAGCCGACGUUCAACCUGGCGAGCCACGACAUCAAGUGGCUGUUCAAGUUCUACAACCUCAUGUACCUCUCCUCCCACAAGCUCCGGAACUUCGGCCGCCGCCGCUACGGCAUCGCAAGAAAACCCAAAUCCGGCAACCUGAACCUCAGCCAGGUGAUGUCUGAGAUGCUGAUCCGGCUGCAUAUCGCCCCAGGGGCGUGGCGGCAUUACUCGUUCCGGAACCCAGACCCGGCGGAGGGGUUGGUGUUGCUGGUGGAUGAGUUGGUGUAUGAGUUGUGUUAUAGCAGGAACCUGAAGGCGUGGGAUGGGAAGACGAGACGGCCGAGUUUCAAGACGGCGCAUACGGGGCUUGAUGUUGUGCGGAUGAGGAUAGUGGUGGAGGAACCGGGGAGCGGGGAGGGGGAAGGGGAUGGGCAGGAAGGAGGUGGGGGGAUGGAGGGUGGAGGGGGAGGAGGGGGAGCGGGGAGAGGGGGUGUUGGUGGGACGAGUGGGCGGGUUUUGGAAGGGGAUGAAGCUUCUGAGAAGAUUCUGGAGUUGCUGAUGGGGGAGGAUGAGGUGGGAGGGGUGGCUGAGAGGGGGCCACUGGACGACUGCUGGAGGAUCCUGGUCCCGGGGCUAAGACUCCUCCUCACCAUCCGCAACAGGGACGCUCUGUGGGCGUGGAUGGCGGAGUUCCAGCGCGGAUUCGCGUCAGACAAGCCGUCCCCGUCGCGCCAGCUGGCGCAACGCAAGAGGCUGGAGGCGGCCGGGGGGGUGCCGCCGCCGGUGGUGGGGGCGGCGCUGGUGGCGCAACAAGUGGCGGCGCAGAUUGCUGCGGAGAAGGCGGAAAAGGAGGCGGCUAAGGCCGCUGCUGCUGCUGAGGCUGCGGCGGCAGCGGCGGAAGCGGAAGCGAAAGCGGCAAGAGAGGGAGCGGGAGCGUGGAACCGGCAUGAGCUGGCAGUCAUGCUGGAGAACGUGCAGGCCUACGUGGCACCCACUGACGUGGACCUGACAGCUGGCGUGCAGUGCGGGGAUAUGGAGGGUAGCCACCUGCUGAAGCAGGUGUUUCAGCCGUGCACCAUGUACCUGGAGUAUACACGAUACAAGAGUGGUUCACAGGGCGCCCAGAAGAAGCCGCUGAAGGAACCAAAAGUGCGACCCGACGCAGACGAGGAUGAGGAAGAAGAGGAAGAGUACGGGUCCCGCCCCGACGGAGUUCCCGAGGUGGAGGCGGCAGAGGUGAAGGCAGAGCUGGCGCAGCGCGCAGUGAACGCCCUCAUCCAGGACCUCUGGAGCACAGCCGCCCUCACCGCCUCCAGGGCUCAGGGGCCCGAGCUGGCUUAUCCAGGACCUCUGGAGGAGGAGAGGAGUGCGGGUCUUGAUAUUUGUGUCCCUACCUUCCAACACCCCGCCCCCACCCCCCCCCUCAUCCAGGCUGAAGAAGCCAAAGUUCCCGAGGUGGAGGGGGCGGAGGUGAAAGCGGAGCUAGCACAGCGGGCAGUGAACGCCCUCAUCCUGGACCUCUGGAGCACAGCCGCCCUCACCGCCUCCAGGGCUCAGGGGCCCGAGCUGGCGUUUGCUGGAAGCUGGGAUGGAGGAGGAGGGGGAGGAGCGGGGAAUGCGGGUGUGUUUGGGUCGGGGCGGCUGGUUCUAGAGGAGGAGGAUCCGACCCACAAGAGCCUUGUGCUCGCGCCGCCCAUGGUGCUGGUCGCUGCUCUCAAGGGAGAGUACCUCGUGCGCAGAGCUUUCUUGCGGGAGGCGAGGCAGGAGUGCCGGGCGGCGCUGGGGCGGGCGGCGCGGCAGCAGCGGGAGAAGCAGAAGCAGCCGUCGUCUGCAGUGGCGGUCAUAUGGACCAUCGACCGCGCGGCAUGGUCGCUGCUGAGUGAUGGGCACGUGUUUGCAGAGGCGGAGAUUCAGCAUAUGCUCCUGAACGUGGACAGGGAUUUCAACGACAUUGGCAUGGCGUGUUUUGUCAUCAAGUCCAUCGCUGUGCGCAACUGCCUGCCUCAAGCCAAGUCACGCCUCGUGCUCUCCGCCUGGAACCCCCCUCCCGACUGGUCGCGCCAUGCAAUGAUUCGAGUGGUGGGAAAGAUUGGCAAACCUGUCGACGGUGUCUCCCCCAUUGAGACGUUUGAGGUGGAGAUCUACCCGCUGCGCAUCUACCUGACAGAGCAGAUGUACCGAGUGGUGUGGGACUAUCUCUUUGCCAAGGAGCCAGACGAACAACUCAGGAAGCAGGAGAUGUGGGGUCCUGUGGCGCUCCCUGUGAAGCAGAAGGACAAACGCCGCUCCACUGCUCCCGACACCCUCUCCUCCUCUGCUGCUGCUGCCGGCAGUGCUGCUGCUGGUGGGACCUUCCCCAUGUCAACAACUGUUGGAGGUGCGGGUGCGGGGGCCGCGGGGAGGAAGGGUGGGGAGGAGACUCGCCCGCUGAAGCACCAGACGUCAGCUCCGCCCUCUGCUCUGCUGGGCGACGAGACUAUCCGUCGCUCCACCUCUGACACCAUCAACUCCACCGGCUCUGCCUCUGGCUCCCUCCCCUCCUUCCCUUCCCUUGAUCCCCGAUCUCUCAACCACAUCUCUUCUCCCCCCUCUUCCCCCUCAUCCCCCUCUCACCCCACCAGCGCCGCUCCACCACAGACAGCUUCACCUCUACCGGCUCUGCCCCCGGCUCACUCCCCUCCUCCCUCCCUCAUUUCCCCUCCUCUCUCUCCUCUCUCUCCCCUCUUCCCUCCUCAUCCCCCUCUCCCCCCACCAGCGCCGCUCCACCACAGACAGCUUCACCUCCACCGGUUCUGGCCCCGGCUCAUUCCCCUCCUCCCUCCCUCAUUUCCCCUCCUCUCUCUCCUCUCUCUCCCCUCUUCCCUCCUCAUCCCCCUCUCCCCCCACCAGCGCCGCUCCACCACAGACAGCUUCACCUCCACCGGUUCUGGCCCUGGCUCAUUCCCUUCGAACCCCUCGCUUUCCUCCUACCUCCCUUCCUCGCUCCCCUCCGCCUACCUCCCCCUUCCCCUCCUCCGCGUCGCCCUUCCACCCGUCCCAUCGCUCCCAUCGCGCUCCCCUCUGCCCUCCUACGUGGUCAGUCGCUCUCAGAGCAGCCCCACGUUCCGAGCCCAUGCAAGCGCAUUCUCAGCAGACCGAUACCCCACCUCUGCUGCCGCUGCUGGUGCUGCCGCUGGUGCUGUGCUGGGCGGUGCUAUUGGCGUUGAUACUGCUGCUGCUGCUGCUGCUGCGGCUGCUGCUGGUGCAUAUUCUGGUGCCGGUGAUUCUUCUCCUGGCAGGGAUGCCUUCCCUUCCGGGUCUCUUGCAGGUCCCUCUGCUGUUCCUCUCACUCACUCCUCCUCAGCCCCUCUCCACCUGGCGAACCCCCCUGGUAGAGCUGGUAGUGGUGCUGGGCUGGGGUAUAGAGCAGGAGGCAGGGGCGGGGGAAUGGGCGGGUCUGCGGUCUCGGUGUCUCAGUCAGCGAGAGUUCACUUAAGGCCCACACCUUUCCUUUCUCCACUUGUCCAACCCUCACAGGUGGAGCUGCUGAUCACGUACGAGGGCUAUCCCGUGUCAGUCACCGACCUGCGUCUGCUCAUGGACACGUUUGCUCGCACCGAGUACACGGGGCCAUGGCGCCGGCUCUUCUCCCGGCUAAGGAAGCAUGUCAUCUGGGGCGUGCUCAAGUCUGUCACAGGCAUGCAGGGUCGUAAGUUCAAGGACGCGCAUUUACAAGCAGGCAGCAGCACCACCACGACCGCCCCAUCCAAGUCGCAAGCAGCAGCGGCUGCAGCAGCAGCAGCAGAGAUGGCGGAGAGUGACAGUGACGACGAGAGCGCACCAGCAGGAGGGGUAGCAGGGGCUGGGGUGGAUGGGAAGGCUGGCAGGAAAAUCCUCGCAGCAGCAGCAGGGGCAGGAGGAGGGGCCGGUGGGGGAGGAGGGGGAGGGGGGGAGGGGGUGGGUGAUGGGAGUUAUGGUGGGAGUGUGGGGGCAGGAGGGGGAAGGGUGGGUGGGUCAGAGGCAGAUUCUGCUGUUCCUGGUGCUGCUCCCAAUGCUGCGAGUGGUAGCAGCAGCAGUGCUCACAUGGGCAAUGCUUUGGUGCCUAAGCUGUGGACUCCAAAACAGAGUGCAGGUCGCAUUGAUGAAGCCAUUCCGGAGGUGUCUGAAGAUGGAGCUGCAUCAGGGUCCUCUACUGGAGCCGUUGAAGCUAUCAACAGAUCCGUUUCUGUGUCACUCGUCGUCAUGGCUGCCAAAGGCCAAGCUGAUUUAUUGGACUGCGUAGACUGGCCAUCAGUGGAGUGUCUGAACGCAAAACCUGGGAAGAAUGUAGAUAAUGCAAUCAAGCAGGGUUAUAGAGAGGACGAUGGCUUGUUUUUAGAGAGCGACGUCGAUGAGCAACUACUGGUCUACGUCCCAUUCAACCAAGUUGUGAAGCUUCAUUCGAUUGUGAUCAAAGGUCCCGAAGAAGAAGGACCCAAAUGCAUAAAGCUCUACUCAAAUAGGCCGAACAUGGGAUUCAGCAAUGUGAGCGACAUACCGCCGAGUGACACCAUCAAUCUUACAGCUGAUCAGGUUCAGGAAGGGAAGGCAACACCCCUGAAAUAUGUGAAGUUUCAAAAUGUCAGAAGUCUUACUAUAUUCAUCGAGAGCAACCAGUCUGGUGAUGAUGUGACUAAAGUUCAGAAGCUGGCCAUACUUGGAAGCACGGUUGAGACCACCAACAUGAAAGACCUGAAGAAAAUUGACGAUAAACAAGGCUAA